Messenger RNA from Plasmodium knowlesi strain H, 582 nucleotides. RefSeq lists its product as uncharacterized. Gene Ontology annotation, cellular component: cytoplasm. The record is from RefSeq and is a predicted model, not a curated record. Gene Ontology annotation, biological process: microtubule cytoskeleton organization. The coding region runs from base 1 to 582 and encodes 193 amino acids. The transcript has a single exon. NCBI's taxonomy places the organism in Eukaryota, Apicomplexa, Aconoidasida, Haemosporida, Plasmodiidae.
AUGAAUAACAAAGUGACGAGAAACAUAGAAAAGCACCUGCUGGAUGCGCUGCGCGAUAAAGAAAACGAAAUAGACCUGGAAAUUAAGAGAUACGAAAAACUGGAAAGAAAAAUAUACGAUGAUAAUGAUGAAGAACUAGAAUUUAUAAAAAAUAAAAGAUUACAAGAACUUAAAAAUAAACAUAAUGAAAAUUUAAAUUUGUUAAAAAAGGGACAUGGAAUAUAUAAGGAAGUUUUAUCAGAAAAAGAAUUUUUCGAAAUCUGUAAAAGUUCGAAAAAUGUAUGUUGCCAUUUUUACAGGAAUACCACCUGGAGGUGUGAAUAUUUGGACAGCAAAUUGAUCAGCAUGUCCAAGAAAUUUCUACAUAUUAAUUUUAUUAAGAUUAAUGCUGAGAAAUCUCCUUUUCUCUGUGAGCGUUUGAAAAUUUGGUGCAUUCCUACCUUGAUGCUUAUUCAGAAUGGAAAAACUGAGCAUUCCAUUAUUGGUUUUGACGAGCUAGGCGGAGAUAAUUUUUCCGAGCAGACCCUCAUUAAUGUUUUAAAGAAAUGGAAAUUAAUUGAUUCGAAGGAAACUGAGGAUUGA